AUCGGAGUCUCCGAGCAGGCUUGCGCUCGGGUGCUGCCAGUAUGGCGAAGAUGUUGUCGCUGCAAGUAGGUCAUCUGUGUUUGAUGCUGUGACUCACCUGUCACUGCAGAUGGUUCAGCGGGUACCUCUCGAGAUCAUCGGGCGCAUAGUCGCUCUGGUAGGUUGAAGUGGAUCAGCGCACGCCUCAAAAGUCUCGUGAAGCGGUGCAAGUCGCUGCCUUGCAAGCCAAUUGGCAGGGAAAGGCACAGAUGGAGGGACAUUUCUGAACGAGAUGUCUGCGGCGGCUGGGCGGCUCUGGCGUACACAGCAUCCCGACAAGGUUCAGAUUUGCGCGUGAGACCGGUGAACUGGUGAUGAUUCAUAUGUUGCUCCUACUCUGUUUGAUGGAAAACCUGCCUAUCGUCACUGUGGCGCGGCGCAGCCUUCGCCUAAGGAUCUUCGCGUAUAAAGCUCAAGAGCGAAGAGCCCGAGCCCCUUCAACCUUCAGUACUCAGUAUUCACCACCAGAGCGAGCGAACAUUACAAUAUGUCCUCCGAUGCAAGCGCAGAAAUAGUAUCGGAGCUGUACUCAGUGUUCUUCGGCAACUGCGUUGGUAACGCCAUGGGAGCACUCUCGUUAUACGAAUUCAUCAUCAACUUUGACAUGGAGGUCAUCACCGCUUGGCAGAGGAAGAAGACGGUGACGUCUGUGCUGCUGAUUAGCAUCCGCUGGAUCAUGCUCGCGAACGGCGUACUGUUGUUUGCACCGGCUACGUCCUACAGGGGAUGCGUAGCAGCCGCGGUCUUAGUGGACGCACUCUCUAUCAUCGGCUUUGCGCAAAAUGCCUUGUUCGCGGCACUACGAGUCUAUGCACUGGCAGACAGAAACUCCGCGUUAUCUGCACUUGUUCUCGUCCUGAGUAUGAUGCCAGCUGGGACGAACCUGUAUACGAUGGCUCAUUAUGUCUAUUAUCAUGACAGUGGAUCGUGUGCCUUGAAUGUUGUUGGCAUACCAGAUUCACUGCAUACAAAACUGGUGCUGCUCACGAGAUGCUCUUUAGUCGCUGCCGAUGCCAUUGCCUUGGCCGUAACAUGGAGAAAGACCUUCCAGCAGUGGCGGAGUGCCCGCCGUGUGAACAUACACUUGCCAGUCACGACGUGCCUUCUCCGAGACGGUAAGGUCUUAUUCGCCGCGGCACUCAUCCUGCUCGCCAUCAACAUCGCCAAUGUAACUUCCAUUCUCCCAUCCGUCACCCUGCCCUUCACCGGCCUCGUUGAAUUUCUCCCACCUAUCCUCGUCUCCCGCUUCCUCCUCAACCUGCGCUCCAGCACCGAGUCCGGCAUCACAGACCCCAGCAUCCCACGGCUCUCGGAGCUCAGCGUCCACUUUGCAACGUCGAAUGUGUCAAAUGUCAUCGGCAAUAUUGGCGCACCGCUAGACUACACGCAGGCUGAGGAGCUGAUCCGCGCCGAGUACGAGUUCCCUGGAGACGAGAGCGACGCGUCCUUGUCUGAUACUGCGUCGGCUACCAUCGGCGCGUGACUCUGUGUUCGCCCGGAGGAUAGAGGACGUGUAGAGCUGCGAAACACAGGUCCGAGGAGUUCUACACCGAUGCGUUUCAGGACCCACAACGUCUCUAUCUUCAGCUGAAUUGACAAGCGAGGGUAGACGAGCAUCUACCGAACUUGCCGAGACCUGCUAGCUCGAUGCUACCGACCUGAUGUCCUCUAGAGUCGCCAGAACUUUGCUUUUAUCUGUACAGUACGACCAACCAUAUCAUCGACUACUUCUGCGGGCCUAUGUGCUGAGAAAUAGGCCAUACAGCCUCCAGCACCUAAUGGCGAUGGCUGCGACUGCGAGAGCGGCGCAGAUCACUACUGCGUAUCUUAGACACUGAUAUAAUCUCUUCGAGCCCUUGCUUU
Molecule: messenger RNA, 1902 nt
Organism: Phanerochaete carnosa HHB-10118-sp
Lineage: Eukaryota; Fungi; Basidiomycota; Agaricomycetes; Polyporales; Phanerochaetaceae
Exons: 15
Coding region: 527-1522 (331 amino acids)
Source: RefSeq, a predicted model, not a curated record